This is a messenger RNA of Stereum hirsutum FP-91666 SS1, 519 nucleotides long. RefSeq lists its product as uncharacterized. The record is from RefSeq and is a predicted model, not a curated record. The transcript is spliced from 3 exons. NCBI's taxonomy places the organism in Eukaryota, Fungi, Basidiomycota, Agaricomycetes, Russulales, Stereaceae. Bases 1 to 519 code for a protein of 172 amino acids.
AUGCGUGCUGCUGCCAUCCUCGCCUUCACCUCCGUCGCCCUUGUCAGCGCCAGCCCCUUAAUGGGAGUCUCUGGGAUGCCUGCCUCAGCUGACAACGCCGUCAGCUCCGGCUCUGCUGCCCCCGUCACCGGCUCUGGAGGUCACGGCGCUGCUGGCGCGGGCUAUGUCAACGCCGCUUCUCACAAUAGCCACAACUCCAGAGACUGUGGCGCUCCCCCUCCCUCUAACAACGAUGGCGGGAACGGUAAUGGCAACAACAACGGCGGGAACAACGGAAAUGGUAACAACGACGGCGGGAACAACGGAAACAACGGGGACGACGGGAACAGUGUAGACCCCAGCAACUUGCUUGCCUCCUUCUUUCCUUCCGACUCUGGCUCUGGCUCUGGGUCCUCCGGCAGCGGGAACAACGGCAAUGGCGACGACUUGGCCGAUGUUGGGUCGCACAACGGCGAGAACUCGGGUGGCAACGCUGAUGCCGCUGCAGGCUCGUUCAACCCCUCAACUGACCCCACGUGA